UCCCGCGUCGCUAGCGGGUGGAAAGUGACAACAUGGCACAGCCCCUUUGGCUGUUUUUACUUUCACUGCGACUUGAAUCCCGAAUCGCGGGAAGAUGCAGAGCUCUCUGUGUCCAGCGGGCUCCGGGGGGCUUCGGCUGCUGAUCUGCUUCCUUCUGUUUUACAGCCGUCCAGGGAGCUGCAGCGACAUGAGUGCCCACGAUGGUCAGAGCCAAGUAGGAAGUGGGCAGCUCUGGCCACUUCAAGGACUGACUGCUCCAUUAUUCCGGCAGUUACAGCUUAUACUCCACCAGAUUGUACCCCAAGGUCUGUUCUGGACAGAUGACAUUGCCCAAGAUGUGAUGACCCAAAAGAUGGAGCACAUCGGCAGACUCCACCCCCAAGAUCCAUGCCCAAGGAAUGGGAAGGCAGUUUCCCCCACUAAACCCACUGGAGUGAGGGGCAAACAAGGGGAGAAACUUCAACUCAUAGUCCCCAAGGGCUUCUUUGGGCCAUUCCCCACUGUGGGCCUCAACCUUGUUGCCGACUGAGUCCACCUUGUGUAAGCUCUCCUUUCCCCAGUAUCUUCCCCGUUGCCCUCCAAAGGGCAGUUCUUGGAUGACCCAAAUAUGGAUAAUUAAAGUUGACUUUU
Molecule: messenger RNA, 630 nt
Organism: Nannospalax galili (Upper Galilee mountains blind mole rat)
Lineage: Eukaryota; Metazoa; Chordata; Mammalia; Rodentia; Spalacidae
Gene: Resp18
Product: regulated endocrine specific protein 18
Exons: 5
Coding region: 95-529 (144 amino acids)
Cellular component (GO): endoplasmic reticulum
Source: RefSeq, a predicted model, not a curated record